GACCGAUCUGACCUCCUUUUGGAAUCCUUUUAAUUAACGUCGUCAUCCAUUCAAAAUAAAUAAAUAAUUUAAGGAAAUUUGUAGAGAUAAAGUUCAAAUCACUCAAUCCACAUGGCCAAAAACAGCUGCCAAACAUGCAACCGCGAAUUUGCCAGGACAACGCAUCUUCAAGAACACGUGACCAGAAUGCACACCCCGCGAGAAAGACAACGCCCCUGUCCAUUCGCAGGAUGUGGAAAAUCCUUUCAUGAAAAAGUUGACGUUGCCAGACACGUGAAAAGCAUGCACAACACGUGCCCACGACCCCCAGUUCCAUGCACCUUUACAGGAUGCGCUAAAAUCUUUAAACAUGAAAGCACCGCUUUCCACCACUUUCAAAAAGAACAUGUCUCGAAUCCUGUCCGAUUUGGGUGCACCCUCUGUGGCAAAGAAUUUAGGGAAAAGCCCAACCUUGAAAACCACAUUGCCAUUCACACCGGCGAGAAAAACUAUAAGUGUUCAAUCUGCAGCAGGAGCUACAGACACCAGUCAAAUUUUAGAGCACACCAGAAAACCCACCUGGACAAAUCUGCCCGGAAGAUUUUUAAAUGUGCCUUGUGUUCACGAAACUUUGUGGCAAAAUCUACACUCGCGCGUCACAUGAAGGAUAUCCAUGGAAAUCCGGUGAACUAUGAGUGCCCAAGUUGUCCCAAGAUACUGACGACCCCAGCCGGCUUGAAGUCUCACAUGGUAUCCAACCAUAGAACUGACGAUGUGCCACGUUUGUCAUGUGACAAAUGCCAACACACUACUUUUUCCAGGUCCAACCUUCAACAACACGUCAAACGGGUGCACGAUGGUGUGAAGAAAAAAGAAUGUUAUUUCUGCGGCACGAAAUUUUUCACUUUUACAGAAUUGGUUAAUCAUUGUCGUAAAAUUCACACGUUAAAAACAUAACGAGAAAUUUGUAUGUUUUUAGAAAAUUUGUUGGUAAUAACUUAAUCUAUUA
Folsomia candida is the source of this 988-nucleotide messenger RNA. Its product is annotated as oocyte zinc finger protein XlCOF19-like. The transcript has 2 exons. The record is from RefSeq and is a predicted model, not a curated record. Bases 112 to 936 code for a protein of 274 amino acids. Gene Ontology annotation, cellular component: nucleus. Lineage: Eukaryota; Metazoa; Arthropoda; Collembola; Entomobryomorpha; Isotomidae.